CAGAUCGCUUACGACAUGACGUCAGACGUUAGUGUAUCGGUUCCCUGGCAACAAGUUGAUGUUAUGGGCCCGAAGCGGCUGUUGCUCCAGCUCCUGCUAUUGCUGCAGCCGCGGUGGGGGGCUGGGACCCCUAGCCCGACCGCGGGGAUCGGCCCCGGCUCCGGCCCCGCCAGCCCGACCGCGGGGAUCGGCCCCGGCUCCGGCCCCGCCAGCCCGACCGCGGGGAUCGGCCCCGGCUCCGGCCCCGCCAGCCCGACCGCGGGGAUCGGCCCCGGCUCCGGCCCCGCCAGCCCGACCGCGGGGAUCGGCCCCGGCUCCGGCCCCGCCAGCCCGACCGCGGGGAUCGGCCCCGGCUCCGGCCCCGCCAGCCCGACCGCGGGGAUCGGCCCCGGCUCCGGCCCCGCCAGCCCGACCGCGGGGAUCGGCCCCGGCUCCGGCCCCGCCAGCCCGACCGCGGGGGACGGCCCCGGCUCCGCCAGCCCGACCGCGGGGGACGGCCCCGGCUCCGCCAGCCAGACCGCGGGGAUCGGUCCCGGCUCCGGCCCCGCCAGCCCGACCGCGGGGGACGGCCCCGGCCCGGCCACCGAACCUGGUGGCAUGACUCCGGGGGGAAGUUCAGGCCCCGGACCCCCCAGCCCAGAGGGAGGCAGCUCCGCGGAGCCGGAGCCCAGCGCGACUCCGGGAGUCCAGGGAGACCCAUCCGCUCCCGAAGCUUGUUUGCCCACCUGUAUCUGCAACCUGCAUUCUGGAUCCUGUGACAUAAACUGCUGCUGUGAUACUGACUGUUACCUUGGCUGUGAUCUGGGGGACUCAAGGGCUACCUUCUCCUUCUGUCUUCCAGGCAGUACCAGAAUUGUGAACCAAGUGUGCGUGGAGAAGUCUCUUAUUUUCAGAAAUAACACCCCUUAUCACACUGAAAUCGUCACUGACCCCAGCGGAUAUGAGUCUCUGUUCUGUGUGCAGCUGAGUGAUUCAAAGUUGAACUAUUUCCAGCAGCCGCAGAAAGUUAAAAAAUCAGAUUUCUCUGUGUACUUGGCACAGUAUGGCGGACCAUCAUUCAUUCCACCAUCACAAGACCAGCCAUCUUCCUCUGCCUUUUACCGGGCUGGUGAUCCAAUCCAGACCUAUUUUGCUGCAUCGUCUGUACUGAGCACACUAAGACAGCCAGUGGGAAUGGGUGCCAAUGGACUUUGUAUUGAUGGGAAUCAUGCUGGUUUUCUGGAGAGUAAAAGCACAAGCUGUACUCGGACCUUCACCAACCUGAGCAGCAGCUGCACCACUGAUCCUGCCCUGGACGCAGCCUCAUAUUACCGUGACUUCACUAUACUAAAGGUCCCAGUUAAUAUGACCGUUGUCCAGCUCAUGCAGGUGAGAAUCACUCCUGUCACACAGCCUGGAGCUCCCCAGAUGGAUGGCAACACCUGUCACAAUGUUGUUUCUGAGGUGAUCUAUGAAAUAGAGUUCAAUGGGACCCAUGGAAUCCAGAAUGUCUCUGUCCAGCUGAAAGUGACCAGUGUCUCUGGAAACUCUCUGCAGCAGCGGUUCACACUGCAGUUCUGGCAGAGCAGGACUCCUUCGUAUACCUUGCCAAGAAGCGGAAACCCUGGUUAUAUCAUUGGGGCACCACUCUUGUCUCUAAACAAUGGUGCCAGGCAGCAAGUGACUAUCUUACAGAGCCAGGGUGAUGGAAUAUGCUCUCAGACUCUCAGGUACAAGGUACAGUUUGGAAUGAAUGUGAGGACAAGCUGCCAGCUCAGGUUACAUACUACACUUCGUAGUUCUGCAAUUUCAUCUUUGAAUUCCUUCAGAACUCUUGGCAUAUCCCAAACAAUGGAGGAUGGAAACUGUAGCUACUUUCAGGAGAAGCUAUACCAGGCCCUCCAAGGGGUGAGCAGCCCACAGGCUCUGGCCAUAAUUGGCAGUGCUGAGCCAACCCAGAGAGAUCAGUGGACCAGCCUCAUUGUCCGGAACUGCAGCAUGCAGGCUGGGAAUUGUGCCUCCUGCUGUAUGGUUCCUGUGUCCUUGAAGAUCCAGGUAUUGUGGGCUGAGGUGGGCCUCCAGUCCAACCCACAAAGUCAAGUGCUGGGAGCACGUUAUUGGUAUCAGUGUCAGUCUCUGAAGUCCCUCAGCAUGACCAUGGUGCCUUUGACAACCGUCGUUGCCUUCACUGACAUGACAGAAUGGCCAGAGCCUCCACGUAGCCAGCCCAGCACGUACUGGAAACUCCCAUUUGACUUCUUUUUCCCCUUCAAGGUUGCACUGAAUGGGGGGAUAAGCUGUCAAGGAGACCUGGCUGGUGCUUUCCUGAUGUCUCUCACAUUCUGCAGCAUUCUCAGCUUCUGAAGAGAAUGAAGUCUGGUGCUCAGCUCCUCAUGGCAACAUUUAUGCCCAGAUAGUACCAGAGAGCUCACUCCAUCCUGCUGUAUCCUGGUGUCAUAUCUGGUGCCAGUUCCUCACCUGGGUGAGACAAUACGAGAGAUACAGUGACCUAAAUGAUUCCUCUUUGUUCUUGUGAACAGCAAAGAAAGUGUUUAUCUGACAGCUAGAAAAGGCAGGUGUUUCAGGGAAUCCUGUUAAUGUAAUGGUACAGUCAGAAUAUGAUGCAGACCAAAGACUCUUCCAUUCUGUUCAGGUUCUCACCCUGUGCCUAUCAUCAUGCUAUCCCUAUUCCUUCCUGUAGUGCAUUGUGACAUGAUUAACAUCUGUCACCUGUGAUUCUUCCAUGUCUGCAAUCCCUUUAUGCAGAUUUGUGAAGGUCAACCCAGCGUUGCUCAUGGGGGAUGGGAGGGCAGAAGGAGCAGUCUCUGUGUGGAACAAAGAGGAGAGAGGGAAUGAAAAGGAACUCUCUUUAUUCUGUCCCCUACAAGAAGGAAAAGUCCCUUCUGAGCUGAGCAGUAUGGAGAAAAGUGUGGCUUUCAUUUCUAGUUUCCCUCCCUAUUGGUGGGGAGUCUGGAGCUCACUUGUUCAGCUCCCUGUUACAGAAGGGCCUCAUCUUUCCAUGUGGAAUUGUAAAUAAUACAUUUUAAAUCUGAUAUAAUUUAUCCAGUGAUGGUUUCAAUAGAAACUAUCAGUGCCUCUGUGACUGUCUUUAGAAUGUAUGCCUUUGUUAGGGGAUCUGAAUUAUUAUUCAGUGAGUGGUACUAUAAUGACCUAUCUACUAGUCUCCUCUGGCCCAUUUUAAAUAAGCUGGCCUUGUGCAUCUGUGUCAAUCUUUAUCUCUUUUUUUUGUGUUAAUCUCUUCAAAUAAAAUUAUCAAUUGAACAUGCA
This is a messenger RNA of Caretta caretta (loggerhead turtle), 3267 nucleotides long. It is a transcript of the gene TCTN3, whose product is annotated as tectonic family member 3. NCBI's taxonomy places the organism in Eukaryota, Metazoa, Chordata, Testudines, Cheloniidae. Gene Ontology annotation, biological process: cilium assembly; smoothened signaling pathway. The record is from RefSeq and is a predicted model, not a curated record.